AUGCUAUCGUCGAAGGCGAAUUUGUCGAAGAAGCUGAUGUUAGCCUCCCGGAAUAAGCAAAAGAAGAACAACAUCAUCGGUUAUUGUUGUACUCCGAAAAACAAGUUCUUGAUAACUAUCAACGUUCUUGGAUGCGCCGGUCCGUUGAGGUUCGUGGUGAACGAGGAUGAUGUUGUGGAUUCUGUCAUAGACACUGCUCUCAAACUAUAUGCAAGACAAAGAAGGCUUCCUGUUCUUGUUAGUCACGCCAAUGAUUUCCUUCUCUACUGCGCCAACGCAGAAUUUGAAGCUUUAAGCCCGUCGGCACAAAUAGGAUCUCAAGGAGUGAGGAACUUUAUGCUUGGCAAGAAGAAGAUGCAACCGCAGAUGCGCAUGACAGAUAGGAAGUCAUCAGAUCCAAAUGCUCAGAAGGGAAUAAGUUGCUGGAAGUCAUGGUUUAAUAACCUCUUUACUUUUAAGUUACUAUCCCAUUGA
Messenger RNA from Morus notabilis, 474 nucleotides. RefSeq lists its product as uncharacterized. The transcript has 2 exons. The record is from RefSeq and is a predicted model, not a curated record. Bases 1 to 474 code for a protein of 157 amino acids. Lineage: Eukaryota; Viridiplantae; Streptophyta; Magnoliopsida; Rosales; Moraceae.